AUGAAGCGAUCCGUGCUGCGUGCUGCGGAGCUGAAGCUCUAUCAGUAUGCCAUUUGCCCGUUUUGCAACAAGACCAAGGCUGCGCUGGAGUUUCUCAAGGUGCCGUAUAAGCCUGUGGAAGUAGAUCCGCUCACCAGGUCGCAAAUCAGCUUCUCGAAGGACUACAAAAAGGUGCCCAUCGCCGUUUUCUCAGAUGGAGCCGUGGUGGGAGGCUCCACGCAGAUCGUGGACAAGGUGAUGGAGUCCGAGGACGCCGCCAAGCAGAUUGAUGCAUCACACUUCCUCAGUGACGAGGCGAGAAAGUGGAGCACGUGGUGCGACGAGAAGUUCGCCGUUUGCGUGUAUCCAAACAUCACAAGAAAUGUCUCAGAGUGCUGGCAGGCCCUUGGCUACCUUCAGAAAUGUCCGGAGUUUUCCCCGGCGCGAGCAUUCGCGACACGGGCGGUUGGGGCGCUGGGCAUGGCAGCAGCCCAUGGAAAGAUAAAGAAGAAGUACCAGAUGGACAACGAGCGCGAUGCUUUGUUCACGGCAGUGGAUGCAUGGACGGCGGAAGUUGGCAGCAAGUCCUUCCGCGGUGGUGAGAAGCCAGACUUGUCGGAUUUAGCAGUCUUCGGCUGCAUUCGGGGCCUCUCAGACCUGCCUCUCUACUCAGAGAUGGCUGACCACAAGGUGUUGGCAGCAUUGGUUGCCUGCAGUUGGGACGCGUGGAGCUUUGUGCAUGGUCCUGCGAGAUUGCCGGUCGAGCUGGUUUCCAGGAGGGCGAGCGCUGCGGCAGCCUCCGGCACCGAAAAGGCAGCGGCGCCGGCGGCCAAAUCUUCUGGCGACCAGGAGAUCGAUGACGCAGUCCUUCGCAUGGCAAUGGCCAUGUCCGAGGACGAGGACGGAUCCUCUGCUGCAACUGCCACCGUGAAGAAGACAGAAGAGGAGGGUUUUGACUUCAACAUUCUCGUCACAGUGUUCUGGGUGUCCCUGAUCCUCUACUCCUUCGGCUCGAGCAUUAUCGGUGUGACGCAAGGACGCAUCCAGGACAGAACAGGCGGUGACUUCACCCUGUACGACUUCUUCGAUAACAUCUUUGCGUUCUCAGAGUGGAACUGGGAGUACUCCCUCGGUUUUGAUCCCUUCAAGCUGUUUGACAGCUUGAAGAACGGCGGCAGUGCCCCACCAUCCUGA
Effrenium voratum is the source of this 1173-nucleotide messenger RNA. The record is from the annotation of a GenBank genome assembly. Lineage: Eukaryota; Dinophyceae; Suessiales; Symbiodiniaceae.